CCACCGUGAGCGCGUGAAGACGACGCACACGACAAUUGACCUCUAUUAUUUUGCUAUACCGUAAACCUCACCUACGAAAUACUCUAGAGUCGCGAUCAUGCUCGACAUCAACGACUUCAUCAAGGAGCGCGGCGGCGACGCGGCCAAGAUCCGCCAGAGCCAGGAGAAGCGCCACGCGAGCGUCGAGUUAGUCGAUGAGAUCAUUGAGGACUUUGAGGUGCAUCGGAAGACCCAAUACGCGUCCACCCAAAUCGGCGCCGCCAUCAACCCCCUCCAGAAGCAAAUCGGCCUCAAGAAGAAAGCAAAGGAGGACGCGACGGAACUGCUCGCUGAGAUCGCGAAGCUGAAGGAGGACAAGAAGGCGAAGGAAGAGGAGGCGGCCGAGCUGCUGGAGAAGCUGCUGCGGAAGGUCAAGACGGUCGGGAAUUAUGUGCAUGAGAGCGUGCCGAUCAGCGGAAAUGAGGAUGAUAAUGAGACGAUCAAGCAGUGGGCACCGGAAGGGGUAAAGGUGGAGCAUAAUCCGGAUGUGCUGCCGCAUCAUGGAGUGCUCACGAGGCUGGAUGGAUACGACCCUGAGAGGGGUGUGAAGAUUGUUGGCCAUCGCGGAUACUGCUUGACCGGCUACGGUCUCUUCCUUAACCUCGCGCUCGUCAACUACGGCCUCGAAUUCCUCUUCAACCGCGGCUACACGCCGAACCAACCUCCCUUCUUCAUGCUACGAGACGUCAUGGCGAAGACAGCACAGCUCAGCGACUUUGAUGAAGAGCUCUACAAGGUCACCGAAUCGAAAGACAAGCCGGAUACUGACAAGUACCUCAUUGCGACUUCAGAACAACCGAUCAGCGCUCUACAUUCCGAUGAGUGGUUACAAGAGAAGGAUCUGCCUAUCAAAUAUGCUGGCUACUCGACGAACUUCAGGAAGGAGGCCGGUUCGCAUGGGAAGGAUGCUUGGGGCAUCUUCCGGAUACAUCAGUUCGAGAAGAUCGAACAGUUCCUCUUCACGAAGCCCGAAGAGUCAUGGAAGGCAUACGAGGAGAUGCUCGAAACUUCAGAAGCUUUCUACCAGAGUUUGAAACUACCGUAUCGAGUUGUCAAGAUCGUCUCAGGUGCCCUGAACAACGCCGCCAGCGCCAAGCGCGAUCUCGAGGCAUGGUUCCCCUACACCGGCGAAUACAAAGAACUUGUCUCGAUCAGCAACUGCACCGACUACCAGACCCGAGAACUCGAGAUCCGCUUCGGCCCCAAGAAGCAAACUGGUGGCCGCAAGGAGUACGUCCACGCGCUCAACGGCACCCUGUGCGCUACCGAGCGCACCCUCUGCUGCAUCAUGGAGAACUACCAGACUCCCGAGGGCAUGGUUGUGCCGGAGGUGCUGAGGAAGUAUAUCCCCGGCCAGCCGGAGUUCUUGCCGUUUGUCAAGGAGUUCCGGCCGGAGAAGGUGCCGGUGGUGGUGCCGGAUCGGACGAAGUGAGUAGCUGGCGGCUUCGAGCAUAGCGGGUUAGCGGGUGACGAGAGAGCGUGUUGAGCAGUGGUUUAUGAAGCGGGAUAGAACAAGCGCUUGAAAGGUAGACUUGUCUACUUGGGCGAAUUCAGCAGGAGUUUUGGGGGCGGAACUAACUCACGGACGAGCUUUCGAGUACGAUGACCAGGG
Molecule: messenger RNA, 1651 nt
Organism: Mytilinidion resinicola
Lineage: Eukaryota; Fungi; Ascomycota; Dothideomycetes; Mytilinidiales; Mytilinidiaceae
Product: serine-tRNA ligase
Exons: 13
Coding region: 98-1471 (457 amino acids)
Biological process (GO): seryl-tRNA aminoacylation
Cellular component (GO): cytosol
Molecular function (GO): serine-tRNA ligase activity; ATP binding; tRNA binding
Source: RefSeq, a predicted model, not a curated record